AUACACUCAUCUUAAGUCACAAUCCCUCUAAAUGUCAUAAACGCAGUUAUACUAUUACGACUAUUUACUGCCUGCAUAAUAAAAUCAUAUGUAAAUGUGUGUUUUGGUCAUCGUUAAGGCUGACUGUUGAUGCCCUCCAUUGCACACGGUGUGGAAUCUGGAGCAGUCUUGUUUAUGUUCUUUAAGGCAUCCUUAUGAAACAUGUGUUUCUUAUUUUAGCUGAAGUCUAGUCAGGGUGGUUGACAUACCUUUCUGAUGAAAUCAUCGUGAACUCCUGAUUUCAUUCAUGCUUCUGCAAAUAGUCGAGAAGCUUUUUGUAUAGCAAAUCGACAUGUCCGCAUUUGACCAUUUUGCAGAGACGUGCCACGGUCAGCAGUUUGGUAGUGUGCUUUGAUUUUAUCAUCACUGUAGUGGAUGCCCAUUUUAAUCAAUAUGGAAGAUGGAAAAUGUUUUAGUCGAUUAAAUAAAUGGCCAGAGAGGCCAUAUGGACAUUGAUGAAGCACUUGGAAAUUGUUUUUCCAGUCACAGCCGAGUGUUUGAAACCUCCUUUCUUUGACUUGCAUGAAAAGUUUUGCGUACAUGUUGGCCUUGGAGGCACUGGUCCUGUGUUUACAUUCUUGAAGGAGUUAGGUCAUGAUUUUUGAGGGAUCUUCAGCUUUGUUCUCUGGUUUAAUCAUCCUCACAGAAGGGUACUCUAUUAAGUAUUAAAGAUGCUUGCCAUGAAGGGGUUGAAUCAUUUUGAGACUGGAGAAUUCAUUAUAAGUCGUGUUUUCAGUUGAAUUUGGGGAAACCACUUGAAGCAUUCGUCGUGUUGAACUAUUUCAGUUGCUUUUGUUUGAUUUGUUCAUUGCAAACAGCUGAAAGUCUGUACAUUUAGACAAUAAACCUGAUUUGCAAGGGGGGUCGAAUAAUUUUGAUUGCAACUGUAUGCAAAACACCUUGUGCAACGCAAACGUCCCUAUAUUUCCUAAGAUCCCUAUAUUUAGUACUUUUGAAUGGAACAUUGUUCUACAUUUGUUUGUCAGGUAUUUCUAUAAAAGGUUUGUUUUGAAAUGAAAGUGAGCGGUGAUAUGAAUGGUUUUGGUGAUUUGCCCACAUAUGGAACUGGUUUUCCAAAAUUACACCCAUUUCCCUGCUCCAGUUCACAGGACACCUCCUCACAUCUAAACUCUCCUCACUUUCUAGUCUCACUAGAAAGGGUUUAAGAGGGCUCUUGGCAUAAACAGUGAAGGCGACAGGCAUUUAACUCUUUCCUUCUAAAGGGAAGUGGUGGUACUGUAAAGAUUAAAGCAGGGAGUGGUGUCUAGCAAAGAGAGAGAGAGAGAGAGAGAGAGAGAACAGGAUAGGAUGGAGUACAGGGAAAGGGAGGGGUGGACCAAAGCGGGAGAGAAAGACAGAGGGGGCAGGGAAGGAAGAAAUGGUGUGUGCUGGAAAGUUGUUCGCCUCCCAUGGAGUGGGAUGGAUAGAUGGAGAGAGGUAUGUGGGAGGGGAGAUGAGUUUAGGUUACACACAGGGUUCCUGCUGUCACAGGAGGAAAUCCUGAGAUCGGGUCAGUUGAGCCUCAUCGUAUCUGUUUCUGUUCCUCUCUCUCUUUUUGCUCUCUUUCUCUCCCUCUUUGUGAUUUAAGUGGCUUUGUUUUUUGAUCUACAUCUCGGAUCAGAGCAGACUACUCCACUCUAAUGCCCUUCCCUGACCUCCACGGCUGGAUGAGACACUGAAAGGAAAGCACAGCAUCGGGGGUUAGUAAAGAUGACUUCGGCAGGAGCGAUGCCCCCCUCUCCUCCUGAUCGCUCCGUAUCCCGAGACUCACAGGAUUCCAUGGAGGAUUACUGGAGUGAAAUGAGGAACAUCGAGGAGAACUGCCAAGGAGGCCAGGAGGAGAUGAUGGAGAAGGGCAGCAUUGAUGAAGCAGAACUGGAGGAAGCAUGGCUGCAUGAAGCAGGUCUCUCCACACUGGUGUCUGGACCUCUCACUGACAGUCCUACAGAGGCUCUCCUCUCAACACUCACUCGCUCUCAAGCCGCCAUGGUGAAGAAACGCCUGGACAACUACACUCAAACCCUACGCACGAGGAACAAGCAGCCCAUACGCCAUGUCCGGGACGUCUUCUCCACGGCUGACACAUCGUCUGCUGAACCAACACCCAGCGUGUCCCCAAAUGGGACAAUUACACCAAAACUGCCCCACUGGACACCUCCCAAAGUACGCAAGUCAUGCCCAGCGUUCAUGCCUGUGGAGAGCAGUAUGUCGGAGAGUCAGUCGGAGACGCAUAUCUUGUCGUUUGAAGUGCCGUACUCCGAAGCAGUGACAGUUCAUCGGAAAGGCCAUGACCGCCUUGACUGCCAAAGGAUCUGGAAAGGAGACAAGGAUUUACCAACAUUUCAGAUCGUGAAGACGAAGCAGGGGCUGACCAGAGUGCAAGACCUGUCCUCGGAAGACAUUAAGAAGAUCGGCUAUAUCUGUCUGAUAGAGCUAACCACGUUUUAUGAUGCCCUGGGCAUCGAGCUGAAGAGGAACCGGGAAGUUCGUAGCAAGGUGCGGGAAACGGGCAUAUUUGGAGUUCCCCUGACUACGUUGUUGGAAAAUGACCAAAAGAAAUUUCCUGGCUCUAAAGUUCCUCUUGUUUUCAAAAAGCUGUUGUCGAAGUUGGAGCAGACGGGCCUGCAGACGGAAGGAAUACUCAGGGUACCUGGCUCUGCCUCUAGAGUAAAGCACUUGCGUCAGGAGUUGGAGGCGAAGUUUUAUGACGACAGUUUUGACUGGGAGCAGGUGAGACAAAACGAUGCAGCUGGUCUGCUGAAGAUGUUCAUCAGAGAGCUGCCGUACCCCCUGCUCACACUGCAGCACUUGCCCGCGUUCACCGCCGCACAAAAUAUCACAUCACACAAACACCAGCUGCAGGCUCUGCACCUCCUCAUACUGCUUCUGCCCGAGGCUAACAGAGACACUCUAAAGGCUCUGCUGGAGUUUCUAAGGAAGGUAGUGGCGUAUGAGGAGAAGAACCGCAUGAGUCUGUGGAACGUCUCCAUGAUUGUGGCGCCGAAUCUAUUCACGUUUAGGGGAAAGAAGGCCAAGCAGGAGGAGAUGCAGGGGGCGGCAGAUGCAGCUCACCUGGUCCGCCUUCUCAUCGUCCACCAGGACAUUCUGUGGACGGUGCCGUGUUUCCUCAUCUCUCACGUGCGGAAAAUGAACGAGGCUUCCAUAAGUAAGAAGACUCCCAGCUCAGAGAAGACUAAGAGGAAACUACUGAGGAGACGCAACGCCGACAGAGAAAAAGAAAGGAGUGAGGUCACUGAUCUUCGUGAAGGGGUCAUCAGGGUGCAGGCACCACUACAUGCCAAGAUCUCCAUGGCGAUCCAGCUGGACAGUAAGACGAAGGCUCGGGACGUGAUGGCGCGAUUUGAUUUCGAGAAUGGGCAAGCUUCUCGAAACAGCAGUAGAAAACAGAAGCGUUUUUUGUUCGAGGUUGGAGGGAAUAUCGGGGAGCGCUGCCUUGAUCCGGACACUCACCUGCUAGAGGUUUACCGCGUGAAUCCUCACUGUGAAUGGGUCCUGAAGUCCAGAACAACCUGAGCGUAUUUAGGCUACAGCUACAGAUCGACUGAGGACGCUACAGCUGGGUCUCCUUUGUGCUCAUUUCAGGAUAUGGGUCAUGAAAACAGGAGAUUGGAGAAGCAGCCCCUCUUUCCAAAACACGUUUAAAAAAAAAAAAAAACAUGCAAGUUUUUAAACAAUGGAGCUGAGACAACCUCAUAUUCCCGCUUUUCAGAUAUUUAGAAGGAUUUUGAUUUAUCCUUCAAGUCUUAAUGUGGAAAGCUGGAUUUGAGGCAGGCAGUCUCCAGAAAGAGGGCUUUUCUUGUUUGUUUGGGGUUUUUUUUCCCCCUUUCUUCUCCACGGCUUGCGUCAUACAGGAUGAACAAUGCAAUGCUGGUCAUUGAAACUGUUUCAUGCCAAAAACAUGGGCUCCUAUCUUAUUGAUUUAAGGCCACUGUUGAAGCAUGUUUUCCCAAUGCGUACAAGGCCUCAAAUGUAAAAAAAAAAAAAACAAAAACAAAAAAAAACAAA
Ictalurus furcatus (blue catfish) is the source of this 4065-nucleotide messenger RNA. RefSeq names its product Rho GTPase activating protein 28 (gene arhgap28). Bases 1750 to 3573 code for a protein of 607 amino acids. The record is from RefSeq and is a predicted model, not a curated record. Gene Ontology annotation, cellular component: cytoplasm. Lineage: Eukaryota; Metazoa; Chordata; Actinopteri; Siluriformes; Ictaluridae. The transcript has 15 exons. Gene Ontology annotation, molecular function: GTPase activator activity. Gene Ontology annotation, biological process: regulation of actin filament polymerization; signal transduction; regulation of small GTPase mediated signal transduction.